Postia placenta MAD-698-R-SB12 is the source of this 771-nucleotide messenger RNA. RefSeq lists its product as hypothetical. Lineage: Eukaryota; Fungi; Basidiomycota; Agaricomycetes; Polyporales; Adustoporiaceae. The transcript has 5 exons. The record is from RefSeq and is a predicted model, not a curated record. Gene Ontology annotation, molecular function: GTP binding. The coding region runs from base 1 to 771 and encodes 256 amino acids.
AUGUCUGUUCGCCGAACCAAGUUCAUUGUAGUGGUUGGCCCAUCUGGAACGGGCAAAACACGAUUCAUCAACCUCGCCUCAGAACAGUCACUUCCUGAAGGAAAUGACUCCGUCGAACUUUGCACGAGGACCAUACAAACUGUGGAGCUUAUGUUGGAUGAGCAACCCGUGGUUUUGAUCGACGCUCCUGCAUUCGAUGCGCCGGGCGUGCGUGAUAGAUCUAAAAGAACAAUCGCUACGUUCCUGCGAAUGCUACACAAACAGGAAACAGACCUGGUUGGCAUUAUAUACAUGCAUAGAAUCGUGGACAACCGCAUGGGGACCGCGAGCGUCGACGGCUUCCGAGCCUUCAAAGAAUUAUGCGGAGACGCCGCUAUGCCAAACGCAGCGAUUGUCACUACCAUGUGGGAUCUAGUCCAGGCGGGAGUAGGGGAGGCGAGAGAAAGCGAGCUUCGCACUGCGGACCACGGCUUCAGGUCUGCCAUUGAUGGUGAAGCCAAGCUUCGCCGACACUACAAUACGGCGGAAUCGGCGAAGAAUAUAUUGCGGGAACUGCUCAGAAAUACCCCGAAGCCCCUUCGAUGCCAGGUGGAUUCCGACGUUGGCAGCGUUAGGUCGAGCUAUGUACCUGCGCCAGCGCCAAAGCUGGGGAACGGACGCGUACCAGGAUGCCUCAGGAAGGUCCUUUAUCUUCUUUAUUGCGCAACUUCAUGUGAUGGGCGGCCCAACAUCGAGAGUUGUAUGAUCCAGUCAUCGGACGGCAAGAUGUAG